Puccinia graminis f. sp. tritici CRL 75-36-700-3 is the source of this 1223-nucleotide messenger RNA. RefSeq lists its product as uncharacterized. The coding region runs from base 120 to 914 and encodes 264 amino acids. The record is from RefSeq and is a predicted model, not a curated record. Lineage: Eukaryota; Fungi; Basidiomycota; Pucciniomycetes; Pucciniales; Pucciniaceae. The transcript is spliced from 6 exons.
GCCACGGCAGCUUAAAUGGAUUGCUCUGAUCCUCUGCUUUAAAUCGAUAUGUAUUGCCUUCCAUAUCCUUUCUAGUAAUUAUCUUACCAACUACUUUUCACUUGUCAAAUCAACCAAAAAUGUACGCUGGAUAUUACUUUUUGCUUUUAACUCUGCUUGCACUUCAAGCUGUGGCCAAGCCCCUCAACUCUCACUCAGCACGAGUCAAUAAACGUGAAACUCCCAGCGCUUCUUGCUAUUCCACCCAUAGAAACAAAAAUAAAAAUAGCCAGGUAGCCGGUCGAACUUACCACGGAGAAGCUACAACUUGGAACGCUAGCUGGGCUACCGGAAAUUGUCUAUUCCAAAAGUGGCCCCAACCGAAAGGACUGGGUCCAAUCGCUAUGGCUUCGAACCUCUGGAACUCUUCGGGUAUCUGCGGUGCUUGUAUUUCGAUUACUGGACCAGUCGGGACCCACAAAGGAGUCGUUAGUGACCAGUGCCCAUCUUGCAAAAAAGACAGUUUAGAUUUAGGUCCAGAUUUAUGGAAAGAAGUUAGUAAUGGCCAAAACCCCGGAGUACUCCCAAUUACUUGGGAAAUUGUCCCGUGUAACUUUUCGACACCGAUCGAGUUCAUCAACAAGGAUGGCGUUAGCAAAGAUUGGAAUUCGAUUCAAGUGGCCGGUGCCGAAGUUCCAAUUAGGUCUUUGGAAGUUAUGCCUAUUGCUAACGAAAGCUCUGGAGGAACUGGCCAGAGAUCUUGGAUUAGAUUGACAAAGCAAUCAAACUCUAACUACUUCCAACCUGAGUCCGGAAAGGGAUUGGGAAAAUCGGCCGACAUUAAAGUAACAUGUGAUAAUGGCAAGAAAAUCAUUACGAAGAACGUCGAGUUAGACAAGCCCUUGAACAUUACCGACGCGGUUGGAAACUGUUGAAACUUCAAAUUUCCCAAAAUUGUCAAUUCUUACGGAGCUCAGUUGGGCCUGUGACCACUACCAGAACAAAUCAGCUCUAAAUCAGUAGUAAAUCACUCAUGGUUUAGCAAUUGCAUGAGAUAAACCCUGUCUAGUUUUGAUAUUUUCUCAAUGUUCAUCUCGAGUCUGUAAUCUUGUCAAGGUCCACUGGAGGAAAUCUAUUUGUCAUGUCUUGCGUCGCCACUCUUUCUUUUCUAUUCUGCAAACAAAAUCAAAGUGAAUGUGAAUUCGAUUUCGAUAUUUGCGAAAAUAGAAAAAACAAGGCUCAAG